AUGGCUAAACGUUUCAUAGGUCCCAAAACAAAUACGCUGGUCAUCAAUGAGAAAUGCGAUGUUAAUUGUCAUGAGGAACAAAACUAUCAGACGGAACUGCUAAAUAGUAUUCUAUAUAAUUUAAAGGAAGAAUUCGCCAUACAGUUGUUUUUCGGCUUUUAUAAUGAUCGAUUAUGGGAUUAUAAUAUAUUUAUAGUGGACUCGCAUGAGUCAUUUCUAUAUGUACGCUAUAGCUUACCCACCACCUGGGAAGAGCGUUAUUUCUACUUUUUCAUUUUACUAACUUGGAGCACUAACAAUGAAGUAGAACUCAAUGAAACUCUUUACAAAAUAUUUAGUACAGCUUUGAGUUUGAGUGUCAGAAAUGUGGUUAUAAUGAGUAAAGCCUUCAAUGGAGAUCACAUCAGUUUCUACGCUUAUGAACUCUUUAAUAAAGAUCAUUGUCUAAAUAAGAUUAUUGUGCGUGAAAUUAAUCGCUACGAAAAUGGAACUCUACUGAAUCAAUUUUUAUUUCCCGAUCACAUUAAUGAUUACCACGGUUGUGGGUUAAAUGUAUCGGCUCAUAAAAUGGCACCACUUUUAACUUUUAAUGGCGAUGUAAACAAUGAAACACAUUUAAUGGAGAUCAAUCGCUUCAGUGGUAUUGAAGGUGAUAUUUUGAAAGAAAGGAAUAUAAUUAAUUAUAUGUAUAAUUCGAUGGGUUGUUUUGGAGAUCUGGAUACAGGACGUUCCCAAAUAGCCAUUGGAGGUUUUAGCUCGACUUUGUGGAAUAGCGCCAAGUAUAGCAAAUCUGUAAUUUAUCAUACUACCCCAUUUGUAUUUGCGAUUCGCAGUGGUGUAUGUUUCGGUCCAAUCAAGCAACUACUCAAUCCUUUAUGUCCCUCUAUAUGGACAUUUCUACUGAUUUUAUUUUCUGCAUCAUUUAUUUUUACCAAAUUAAUACAGACCAAACCAAAAGUACGUGACUUUGUAUUUGGGCCGAAUAAUAAAAAUCCAAUAUAUUCAAUGUUUGUAAUAUUUUUCGGCAACUCAUUACCAACACGAUUAAUACCAAGACGAAAUUUUGCUCGAUUUCUUAUGGCUGCCUGGCUACUGCUAACAUUCGAAGUACGCAAUGGUUAUCAGGGGAAAAUGUUUGAUAGUUUACGUUUUUCGAAACGUAUUCCAGUGCCGCAAAGACUUUCACAACUAAUAGAACAGGAUUACACUUUAUUGACACACACAUUUAAUGAUUACUAUCCAGCAAAUAAAACACAAAUCAUUACUAACAGCACUAGACGUCUGGAUAUGCUUCAGAUGAGUACUUCAAAAUUAACUGCUACUGCUACUUUGGAUACUUUGGCUCAUUAUAAUUAUAAUAAUUGGAAUACUAGUUCAUUGACCUACAUCGAGGAAACCAUACAUUCAUUUCCAUGUGUCAUGUACUUUAGGAAACAUUCCAUAUUACGUUCGAGCAUCGAUCGAAAGUUAAAGUUAUUCUCCGAUGCCGGUAUUAUUUCACACAUUGUAAGGAAGCAUGUUCGUACCAAGUUCCUGAAGAUGAAUACCCAUUCACAAUUUGUAAGCAGAUUGGCAAAUCAAAAUCUAACAGGAUUGUAUUUAAUAAGUGGCGUCAUGUUUUUGAUUUCAACAGUUGUGUUUAUUCUAGAAUUGCUUACCCGUAAGUCGCAAAGAUUGGAAAAAUUUAUGGAUAUGUUAAAUUCUUUUUAA
Lucilia sericata (common green bottle fly) is the source of this 1710-nucleotide messenger RNA. RefSeq lists its product as uncharacterized. The transcript has 4 exons. The record is from RefSeq and is a predicted model, not a curated record. Bases 1 to 1710 code for a protein of 569 amino acids. Lineage: Eukaryota; Metazoa; Arthropoda; Insecta; Diptera; Calliphoridae.